This is a messenger RNA of Colletotrichum paranaense, 459 nucleotides long. RefSeq lists its product as uncharacterized. The record is from RefSeq and is a predicted model, not a curated record. NCBI's taxonomy places the organism in Eukaryota, Fungi, Ascomycota, Sordariomycetes, Glomerellales, Glomerellaceae. The transcript has a single exon. The coding region runs from base 1 to 459 and encodes 152 amino acids.
AUGAGUCAACACAACAACGGCGAAACCGACAGUCAUACGUCUAACGACAGGCAAGACGGUCGUGAUCCAUCUCGUUGCGACGGACAGGCCCAUUUGGCUGAGGAUGAUCCCACUCCGAGAGAACUAAUGCGCGCCCCUCAGCUUAGUCAGAUCGGACUAGAAACAACGACAAUGAAGUGCCUAGUCUGCGGAAAAGCACGCCCGUGGACGGGUGCGAAAUUUCUCACUUGCUCAACACGGUGCCGUAACCAGCUAUUGAAAAGAGCAGACGAGCCGCAGAUGGAAAAUGAAGGGGGGAAGGACCUCGAGACGUCGGCGCCAUACACGACCUCCAACGGGAAACCGCGGGAACACUAUCGAGCCCCUAAGAAUUGGGUACCGACGGAAGACGACAUGAAGGUUUACAGCAUCUCCCAUGAUGGUACGAAGGACACACUCGAAGAUCGUGCAAAGUACUGA